This is a messenger RNA of Phytomonas sp. EM1, 1167 nucleotides long. NCBI's taxonomy places the organism in Eukaryota, Euglenozoa, Kinetoplastea, Trypanosomatida, Trypanosomatidae. The record is from the annotation of a GenBank genome assembly.
AUGUGCUCCAAUAACUGCGCUACUGCACCUGUUUCACUCAACCUGAGCGCCAAAGAAUGCACGAAAUCUCCUGAUGACGCAGACCUUUUUAUCCGUACGCAAACCAGGAGCUCUCUCACUCACUACUAUACGCAUUCCCCCUACGCCAUCGGUCCCUUAAUUUUAUCGGAAAAGGAUGUCGAACUGACGACUUUGGGAUCGGACUCUCCCAGCUUAAACGAAGACAACCCCAAGCCCGGUUCUGACGCUUCCGAGAAUCGGCGUCGGAAGAAAGAUGCCUCUGCCGGGAACAACGGCCCCAAUCACGGUGGCCAUGCCACAUCCCCUGUGAACAAAAAAAACAUCUGCAGACAUUUUAUCGGCGGAACGUGCAACCGGGGGUGCUGUUGUCGAUUCUACCACCCGGGUUCGAUUCACCGCGUCGUGCUGCCGCUUUGCUCACGCGCGCCGACGCAGGAGUCGAUCACCCCCCUCCUCGACAUCGCGCUUCAACAACAACGGCUGAACAAACGAGUGAGCCUGUCUAUCCCGACCCUGGAGGCCAUCCCCGCCGCGGUGAUGGACGGGGAAGGGCCGACGAGCUGUGAGUUUAUCUCCCACGCCAGCCUGGGCUCCUUGGAUGCGGGGCUCAGCAACACGACGCACGACGACGGGGGCUCCGUCGGAAGGUGGAGGGGCCUCCCCAUCCCAGACACCCCCGGGGAGGAGGAGGACGACGAAGAAAGGUGCGCCGACACCCCGCCCGAGCGGUCCUCGGUUUUUUCUCCGAUUCGGGACGGCUCCUCGGAUCGCGAGAGGUUGAAGGGGGAAGGGAGGGGAUUAAUGGAUUCGACGCCGACCGCCUCGCUGAUGAACGGCCUCUUUGAGAGGCCCAACGGCGAGGCGCCUCCGCCACCCACAGGGGAGGCCGUGCAGGAUCGCCUGGGAUCGAGGCUGAGGCCUUUCCCAUUCCCCACAAUGUCGUUCGGAGAGCGGUUGAACGCCCGCCGGGGUCGACGCCUCAAUCAAGACGGCGUUAAGCGUUUGUGGAGUAAAUCAAAUACACCCUACCGUGGUAAAUUUAGCAAGUAUACAGAACUCAAUCUGGAAUACUCUUGUGAGCAAUCGGCAUACCCUCAGCUGACGUGUGAACGGAAUUCUGGAUAUCUAAUACCUAAUAACAGAUAA